UUUAAAUUUGCCUGUUAAAAACUGAGCUGCACAUAAUAAAUCAAACUUCGAAAAGUAUCCCAGUAAUACUAGUUUAGCGUGCCAUUUUGCGGCAGCAAACGAAACAUAACCGGAAAAAAAGGCCAAAAAUGGGAAACCGGAGAUUCGCGCAGGUAUCCACCAGCGACGACGAAGACGAAGCGCUACCGCCGCCACCGAAAACUCGGUCAUCGAUGGCGAAGUCAGAAGACAAUGAGAAAAACAAGAACAAAAAGAAGAAAAUGAAACUUCUAGAAAAAGAUGAAGAAGAUGAGGAAGAAGCGAAAGUGAGAGGAGGGAAAGCAAAGAAGAAAGGAAGAGGAAGGAAAGGAGUUGAAUCGGAAGAGGAAGAGGAGGAGGAGGAGGAAGAAGAGGAAGAGGCGCCGCAAGAGGAUGCGAAACCGAUUGGUGAACCGAUUAAGUUUUCUGGUAAAGGAAGAGGAAAAAGGAGUCAUUAUGAAGCUUUUGAGUUUGAUGGAAAUAGAUAUGAGCUUGAGGAUCCUGUCCUUUUAGUUCCUGAGGAUAAAAAGCAAAAACCUUAUGUGGCAAUUAUCAAGGAUAUUGCUCAGACACAAAAGCUUAGCAUGAUGGUCACUGGACAGUGGUUUUAUCGUCCUGAAGAGGCAGAGAGAAAAGGUGGUGGAAGCUGGCAGUCACGUGAUACCCGAGAAUUGUUUUACAGUUUUCAUCGUGAUGAGGUUCCAGCAGAAUCUGUAAUGCACAAGUGUGUGGUGCAUUUUGUCCCUAUUCAUAAGCAACUUCCAAAUCGGAAACAGCAUCCUGGUUUUAUUGUCCAGAAAGUGUAUGACACUGUAGAACGGAAACUUUGGAAGUUAACUGAUAAGGAUUAUGAAGAUAAUAAGCAGCAUGAAAUUGAUCUUCUUGUUCAGAAAACUCUAUCGCGUUUGGUAGACCUUCCUGAUAUUGAAACUGAAGAUUAUGCUGCUGAACAACCAGAAGAUCAGUCAAAGUUUAAGAGAACUCUCAGGAAAAAGAAUAUUACUCCACUUGAUGUUUCAAGGGAGGAAGAGGCAUCUGGCAGGCAUGACAAUUUAAAAGCUGAAACACCAGGAAGCUGUACAGCCAAUACCUCGGAGUACUAUGCAAUCUUAGAAAAGUUUGAUGUACUAACUGGAGAUACUCAUCGCGAAAAAUGGUUGGAGAGGCUUCUUCAAUGUAUUCAAUACAUGUGCAGAUCUCCUGACGAUGAAAAAGUGAAAGCCAGUUCUGAUGGCAUUGAUGGUGAAAAAGAGAGCAAGACACAUAGCAAUGGAAAUGGAUCUCAAGAUAAGAGUCCUAAAAGUAGCAAGACUUUUCGAUGGCCUGAUGCUGCUGUUUCUGCAGUAUGUGCCCUUGAGAAGGCUUCACAUGAAGCUCUUUCCUCUGAUUUUCAGAAAUAUAACCAGAAGUUGCGUUCUCUUGUUUUCAACCUCAAGAAUAGCACGCUACUGGCACGGCGUUUGCUCAAUGGACAGUUGAAACCUUCGAAAAUAUUAAAUAUGUCACCAAAUGAAUUGAAAGAAGGGUUGACAGCUGAGGAGACAGCAACAAAAGAGCCCGACGAAUCAGCAGGCAUGCAGAUGACUGAUGCUUGUUGCUCAAGAUGCAAUGAGAACAAAGUUGGCGUAAGGGACAUCAUCCAAGCUGGACAUGGAGAUCGCUAUCAGCUGGAGUGUACUGCCUGUGGAAAUUCUUGGUAUGCUUCCAGGGAUGAAGCAUCGAUGCUGACAAUAGAUGGACCGGGUUCUGCCAAAAGUGUAGGCACUGCACCCUGGGCAACUGCCAAAUUUGAAGAGGUCGAGAAGAAGCUGGUCAGUCCCCGCGAACCUGAGAAGGCAGCUGAGGUCAUGAAGAAGACAAGUGAACCAUAUAUACCUAUUGUCGAUUCCCAGAGGCCAUUUUCCAAGUCCAAGAGUGAAGAGAAUACUGUAGCUAAGAAGGGAGCUGAGGUCAUGAAGAAGACAAGUGAACCAUACGUACCUGUUGUAGAUUCCCAGAGACCGUUAGCCAAGUCCAAGAGCGAAGAGAAUACUGUAGCUACAAAGAAUGCGGAGUGAUGCAUAUACUACAAGAAGUUUUCAAGUUGUACAGCUAAAGUUAGUGCGUCUGUUGUACAUAGGUAUCCUGAGUUUCUGAAGCAAAUUUCUUUCUCCAGUUAACCAGUUCAAAGUUGAUAUACUCUACAAAGGAGUAGGAAUAAGAUCGUAUUAGUUUUGGCUUAAUCUCCAAGUAGUGUCUUGAUGGAUAUAUGUCUGUAUAUCUUCGGACCAUUGCAUGCCCUUGUGCUAUUUUGAAAUGCAUUUGAGGUGAAUGUCAGAUCAUUUAAGCCACCUAGUAA
Ricinus communis (castor bean) is the source of this 2356-nucleotide messenger RNA. Its product is annotated as ABC transporter F family member 4. Gene Ontology annotation, biological process: DNA-templated transcription. The record is from RefSeq and is a predicted model, not a curated record. NCBI's taxonomy places the organism in Eukaryota, Viridiplantae, Streptophyta, Magnoliopsida, Malpighiales, Euphorbiaceae. Gene Ontology annotation, molecular function: chromatin binding. The transcript is spliced from 8 exons. The coding region runs from base 129 to 2075 and encodes 648 amino acids.